This is a messenger RNA of Rhipicephalus sanguineus (brown dog tick), 1351 nucleotides long. Its product is annotated as nucleolysin TIAR. The transcript is spliced from 13 exons. Gene Ontology annotation, molecular function: mRNA binding. NCBI's taxonomy places the organism in Eukaryota, Metazoa, Arthropoda, Arachnida, Ixodida, Ixodidae. Bases 78 to 1298 code for a protein of 406 amino acids. The record is from RefSeq and is a predicted model, not a curated record.
GCCUCGGCGUUGACCUGCCCAGAAUGCGUAGCGCGGCGCAUGCGCUUUGGUUAUAGGUUUAGUCGACUGACGCCAUAAUGGCAAACAAGGACCAGGGUAAUGACUGUCAGCCACGUACACUUUACGUGGGGAACCUCGACACAGCGGUGACGGAGGAGCUUCUCGUAGCUGUGUUCGGACAGAUGGGCCAAGUAAAAGGCUGCAAGAUUAUUCACGAGCCCGGCAAUGACCCCUACUGCUUCGUGGAAUUCAGCGACCACCAGUCAGCUGCGUCGGCGCUUCUAGCAAUGAACAAGAGGCUCUGUUUCGGCAAGGAAAUGAAGGUAAACUGGGCCACAUCACCAGGCAACACCCCAAAGCUCGACACUAGCAAACACCAUCACAUUUUCGUAGGAGACUUGAGUCCAGAAAUUGAGACGACCCAGCUGCGAGACGCUUUUGCCCCUUUUGGUGAUAUCUCUGAUUGCCGGGUGGUGCGUGACCCACAGACACUCAAGUCCAAAGGUUAUGGCUUUGUGUCUUUUGUCAAGAAAGCGGACGCCGAGAAUGCAAUCGGAACCAUGAAUGGCCAAUGGCUUGGCAGUAGAGCCAUUCGAACCAACUGGGCAACACGUAAACCUCCCGCCAACAGGACCCAGGCCGAAGUCGACAUAACCACAAGCACAAAGCCCCUGACCUUCGAUGAAGUCUACAAUCAGUCAAGUCCUACCAAUUGCACAGUGUACUGUGGCGGCAUCACGCAGGGGUUGUCAGAGGAACUAAUGCAGAAGACAUUUAGCAGCUAUGGUGCCAUACAGGAGAUCCGGGUUUUUAAAGACAAAGGAUAUGCCUUCAUCAGGUUUGGUACAAAAGAGGCUGCAACACACGCCAUCGUGGCCACACACAAUUCGGAUGUCAAUGGCCAGACAGUCAAGUGUUCCUGGGGCAAGGAGGCCACUGACCCCAACAACCAGCAGCAGCCUCAAGUGAGUCCAGGAGACAAGCAUCCCUCCUGGCCAGAGCAGCGCAACCCUUCCGCCGGGAACCUGGCAACCCAGUACUCGUACCCGUACCAGCAGAUGGGCUACUGGUACCCGCAGGCGGGCUACCCACAAGUCCAAGGACAGUUCAUGCAGGGUGUUCAGUACCCCUAUGGACAGUACUAUGGACAGGGCUUUGGGAGCGUCGGCAUGCAGAUGGCGUGGCAGGGUCUGCCCGGACAACCGCAAGUGGCAGCCGCGCAGACACCUAUGGCGCAGGGCCUGCAGCAGCCAGGAAUGAUCGGCGCAUACCCUAUGCAACAGUACCAGGCCCAGUAAAGGGAGCCGCCACUGGCAUCCCCGCCCCACGGAAAGAAGACCACGCACACCGC